Molecule: messenger RNA, 1068 nt
Organism: Colletotrichum chrysophilum
Lineage: Eukaryota; Fungi; Ascomycota; Sordariomycetes; Glomerellales; Glomerellaceae
Exons: 5
Coding region: 1-1068 (355 amino acids)
Source: RefSeq, a predicted model, not a curated record
AUGACCCUGAAAAUUUUCCUCACCGGCGUGACGGGCUACAUCGGAGGCGACGCCUUCCAUGCUCUCUAUAAGCAGCACCCGAACUACGAGUACGCGCUCCUCGUCCGCUCCGAGGAGCGUGCAGCGCCUGUGAAGGAGGCCUAUCCGAACGCCAAUGUUCGCAUCGUGGUCGGCACCCUGACCGACUCGGACGUCAUCGAGAAGGAGGCCGCUGCCGCCGACAUUGUUGUCCACACCGCCGACUCUGCGGACGACGUUCCUUCAGCGCAAGCCAUUGCUAAAGGUCUCGCCGAAGGCCACACUGCGGAGAAGCCCGGCUUCUGGCUUCACGUCUCGGGCACGGGAAUUCUGCAAUGGUACGACCAAAAACACGAGCGCUACGGCGAGGCCCCCCUCCCGGAGCAAGACUACCACGACAUCCGCGACAUCGACCGCCUGCUCAGCCUCCCCGACGAGGCCAUCCACCGCAACGUCGACAAGAUCGUCCUCGCCGCGAACUCCUCCCCCGCCGUCCGCACCGCCAUCGUCUCCCCGCCUACAAUCUACGGCCAGGGCCGCGGGCCCGUCAACCAGCGCUCCAUCCAGGUCCCCGCCCUCGCCAAGGCCACGCUCGAGAAGGGCUUCGCGCCGAUCAUCGCGCCGGGUAAGACGGAGUGGAACAAUGUGCAUGUGCACGACCUCUCGGCCUUCUUCGUGACGCUCGCCGAUGCGACGCAGGAGGCUGGAAAGAAUGCUGACCCGGAGGUGUUUGGGCCGUGCGCAUACUACUUCGUCGAGAGCGGCAACCACGUCUGGAGCGAGGUCGCGCGGUGGAUCGCGGAGGAGGCGUACAAGCAGGGGUAUCUGCCGGCGCCGCUGACCAAGCAGGCUACGAUGAAGGAGGCGCUGCAGUCGGAGGGGGUGUCGAAUAACAGCUGGGGCCUCAACUCGAAGAGCAAGGCGGAGAGGGCGCGCGAGUACCUUGGAUGGGAGGGCAGAGACAAGAGCUUGGAGGAGGAGAUCCCCGCGACCCUGUCAUGGGAGGCGAAGUUGUUGGACUUGCAGCCGCACGAGAAGGUUAGAAAGUGA